CCAUCGCCCGAGAGCCCCAAACCCCCAAACCUACACACCGAUCAAAACGGAAACGCGCGCCGCACCAUCUGUCUCGCCAUGGGUCUCGUCGUUUCCGCCGCCGCCUCAUGUGGUCGCCUCCGCCGCAGCCGCAGCCGCUCGCCGCCCCCGGCUGUCCUGGAUCCCUCCCAGUCCCCGUUGUCCUUGGAGCGGGAGGCCGAGCCGGAGCUGAUCCGCGUCUUCCGCUGCUUCGACACCGACGGCGACGGCCUCAUCUCGGCCGCGGAGAUGAGGGAGUUCUACGGGUGCUCGGUGGACGAGGCCGAGGAGAUGGUCGCCGCCGCGGACAGGGACGGGGACGGGUUCGUCAGCAUCGAGGAGCUCCGCGCGGUGAUGGAGGGCGGGGGAUUGGACGCGCUGCGCGCCGCGUUCGACGAGUACGACGAGGACGGGAACGGUGUGAUCACGGCGGAGGAGCUGCGCCGCGCGCUGCGUAGGCUGAACCUCGACGGGAUGGAUCUGACGGCUGAGCAGUGCGCGGAGAUCGUCGCGGCCGUGGACAGCGACGGCGACGGGGUCAUCUCCUUCGACGAGUUCAAGGCCAUGAUGAGCAAGCAGGCGUGAUCCACCCGACCGGCCAUCGUCUCGUCACUCGCCGCGCAUCGUCGUAUGUACCUACUACUACUGAACUUAGCCCCAGUUGUUAAUCAGGAUUCGCUUUAGGAUUUCGCAUUCUAAUUGCUUCGAUCUAUUAGCCUCACCCAACUAAGUUUGUGUGGCGUUUUUAGUGGUCAGAUUGAAACUAGUUGGGACUUUUUUGGUAGUUCGUGUGGCGUUUUUAGUGGUCAGAUCGAAACUACUUGGGACUUUUUUUUGGUGAAAGCAUAGUUAAUUUGACGAAUACUGAUAUGGAUGAGUCCAAAUGUAUUGGAAAAUCUCAAUGAAACGAGCGGGUUUUUUUUUUUUUGGCUGAAAGGGCAGUUAGAUGAAUACUGAUAUGGUGAUAUGCCAAUGCAUGAUCCCAAAUGCAUGGGAAAUUUCAAUGAAAUAGGUAUGCAAACUUGAGUAUUGCUUUUCGGCUUGAUAAAUGUUUUUUUGAUUCAUUCUGCUUGAUAUAUUGAUCGUUUCAAGGACCUAUCUGGUGCAGAAUAACAGAAUAACCAUACUUGUCAGUUGAUUUUUAAAAACUUUUAACUGCUUAGUUGAUUUCCUCUCGCUGCUUAAACAGCCACCACAUAACGAGGAGUAUCUAUCUACUCCAAAUUACCGCGUUUACGUUUUGUUUGCAUGAGCCGAAGUUAAAGGUGAGCAACUAAUUUUUGUUUUUACUGCACGACUGUUCCUCUUUUUUUACUACUGCCUAUUGACUUUGGGAUUCCCACACGGUUAUUAUAUUUUGCACGGCUCCGCGCACCGGAAGGAACGGACGCGUGACGCUCCGCCCAUGCGUGCCCGCCCGUGAGAAAUCCAUCAUACGUGAGGCCAUUGCAGGUCGACUCCAUGUGUGCAUCGUGCGCACUGGCACUGCACCGCUGAUGAUUUGAUUCUUCGGGCUGAAAAAUACCGAUACGUUCCAUCCUUGCGUAGCGGUGUAGUGGUGGCAUGUAUUCCUGUAUAGUACCCGCUUGCAGCUCUUUUCUGCUGUA
Molecule: messenger RNA, 1625 nt
Organism: Oryza sativa Japonica Group (Japanese rice)
Lineage: Eukaryota; Viridiplantae; Streptophyta; Magnoliopsida; Poales; Poaceae
Source: RefSeq, a predicted model, not a curated record